Xenopus tropicalis (tropical clawed frog) is the source of this 617-nucleotide messenger RNA. RefSeq names its product lin-52 DREAM MuvB core complex component (gene lin52). The transcript is spliced from 6 exons. The coding region runs from base 183 to 473 and encodes 96 amino acids. The record is from RefSeq and is a predicted model, not a curated record. Lineage: Eukaryota; Metazoa; Chordata; Amphibia; Anura; Pipidae. Gene Ontology annotation, cellular component: DRM complex. Gene Ontology annotation, biological process: regulation of DNA-templated transcription.
GCAUCGCACCAUGCCUUAAUGGUUAAAACAUUAUUGUACAAGUUAACUUUAGUCUUUAAAAAAUAGACGUUUGUGUAAGCUAUGGGUGGGUGCAGCAAUAUGGCGCUUAAGUAUAGAGCGUCAAAUUGGGUGUACCAAGAUGGAAUGUUUAAGUCUAUUUCUGUCACGUGACAAGUGAGAAAAUGGCGGCAGUUACGGAUGAUGCAGAUCUGGAGACCUCACUACUGAGCUUUGAGAAACUGGAUCGAGCAUCACCAGACUUGUGGCCUGAGCAGCUCCCAGGAGUUGCAGAGUUUGCUGCUUCUUUUAAAAGUCCAAUCAAAAGCACACCUCGUAAAUGGAUGGCAGAACUUGAGAAUGAUGACAUAGAUAUGCUGAAAGAGCUGGGAAGCCUUACCACAGCCAACUUGAUGGAGAAGGUGCGGGGCUUGCAGAACCUUGCCUAUCAGUUGGGACUGGAUGAAUUUCUUUAAUUUCGUCUGGCUCUCUGAGGUUUCCGACACACUGUAAAUUUUCUGAACUUUUUCAUUAUCUGCAAUUUCAUUCUGAGCUCUGGAUGGGAUUGGAGCGAGAAUCUGGAUUUACAGCAGAAAUAAACAUGAAGCCUAUAAAGUCUG